AUGUUGGCUUUCUUUGGUGGUAUAGUUGGCCUCUUUGAGGACACCAACCUGUGUGCCAUCCACGCCAAGAGGGUUACCAUCAUGCCCAAAGACAUCCAACAUUCUCUUUCAUGUGGAAUAAGCCUGUCUGAAUGGCAUAAUGAUCUCAUCGAAUGUGAACCUGGUUCAGGCUUCUUUCCAUGUGGCAACCUCACUCAAUGUGUGGCUCAGCAGUUCCAAUGCGAUGGCAUCGAACAUUGCCCAAACGCAGCUGACGAAACAGGCUGUGCUAUCGACGACGGGUGGGUUAAUCAGUUCGACUAUCGGCAUCCAAUUUUUGUGACAGAGUUUGAACCGGCUAACAUGGUCAACGCUUGUGCGUUGCCGUAUUAUCCAGAGUUAUGCAGAUGCAACAAGCUUACGCAGCUCGAUUGCUCUAACCUUAGUAUGACAAAAAUAUCCCGUGAUAUUCCUUCAAAUGUCACCAGACUCUACCUGAAAUUUAACAGCAUAGAGCGUAUUGAUAGUUCGACAUUUGCACCAAUCCCGUCGCUUGUCUAUCUAAAUUUGAUGGGAAAUCGGCUACGUGAAAUACCCGCGAAUUCUUUUCAUUAUCUUCACGAGCUCACUACGCUUUACCUAUCUGAAAACAACAUAACCAUCAUUGAAAGAGGAGCAUUUCUUGGUCUCCAUGGACUUCAUUGGUUGUUUCUAAAUGGGAAUAAAUUAACGAGUCUACAACCGGGAAUGUUCACCGGGCUGAAGGACCUAUACUGGUUGGAUCUUCGUAGCAAUGAGAUUAAAGACUUAAACCACGGUGCUGCACUCAGAGAUUUACACUCCGUUGCAUGGGUUGACUUUGAAGGUAAUGACAUACGGUCUAUCGAAGUGGAUUCGUUUGCUGGAAACACGUCUCUAACAGUUCUAGUGUUGAAAAAUAACAGCAUAAGCUCGAUUGCAGAAAAUGCUUUCAAGUCUCAGGAAACACUUAUUGAACUUGAUUUGUCUAACAAUUACAUAUCGCAUCUACCAAUGGGAGUUUUUAACCACCUUCACCAACUUCAGAUUUUGAGACUCAAAAAUAACUCAGUGAUGUCAUUUCCCACAGGCCUCUUCGAUGGGCUAGAUAAUCUUAUUGAUUUAGAUCUAGGAGGAAUAACUAUCACAGAUAUAAGCGUGGAUAUGUUCAAAGAUCUAACUAAAUUAGAAAAGGUGGCUUUCGCAAAGUUCGAGUACUGUCGCUACGCUCCUCAUGUUCGUACCUGUACACCGCGAUCUGAUGGAAUCUCGUCGUUCGAGAAUCUCUUGAAAAACGUGAUUCUACGAGUUUUUGUAUGGACUAUAGGUAUCAUCACCAGCGUGGGUAAUCUAGGUGUACUGGUCAGCCGUGCUUUCAUGAAGGCAGAAAAUAAAGUCCAUACGGUCGUCGUCAUAAAUUUAUGCACUGCUGAUUUUUUGAUGGGUCUGUAUUUGCUCAUCAUUGGAACGCAAGAUGUAAAAUACCGAGACAACUACAACCAAUACGCGCUGGAAUGGACCAACGGUAUUACCUGCAAGGUUUCAGGUCUGCUGGCUAUCAUUUCCAGUGAGGUGUCCGUCCUGACUCUCAUGUUCAUAUCUCUAGAACGCUACUUCAUCAUAGUAUAUCCAUACAGCUUUCAGAGAAUUAAAGCCAAGCGUGCAAUUCUCAUCUUAGCCGUCAUCUGGUUCAUCGGGACUCUUCUCGCUGUCUUUCCAAUGAUUCCCGUAGCAUACUUCGGGAACUUCUAUGGGAGCAAUGGUGUCUGUUUCCCGCUUCAUCUCCACGAUCCGAGAAUGCAGGGAUGGGAAUACUCGGCGUUUCUCUUCCUGGGAGUCAACACAACUACCUUUUUCGUUAUAGUUGUGUCGUAUACAGCCAUGUUUCUUAGCAUAAGGAAAACAAGAAGAGCAGCGGCUCAGUGCGGCGUGAAGGAUGACAUGGCGUACGCCAAGCGUUUUUUUUUCAUCAUUCUCACCGAUUCUUUAUGCUGGUUGCCCAUCGCAAUCCUCAAGAUAAUGUCUCUCUAUAACUACAUCAUUUCAGAAACCCUCUACGGUUGGAUCGUGGUCUUUGUCUUGCCUAUCAACAGUGCCCUGAACCCUAUUCUCUACACACUCAGUACCACCUCCUUCGCCAAUUGGUUCAUGCGCCAGGUCAAACGUUGUACGGUGAAGAGGUCAGAGGGCUACAUAGACAUCUCGCUUGAACAAUCAAAUGGAAGAGACCGAAGCAGAGACUUCACUUCCUUCACUGAAAUGCGCCGAAAUUCUUCUCUGCGUCCCAAACCUUCCAGCGUUCGAUUCUGCGAUCCUUCUGGCAUCGUCAAAGAUGCAUCGCCAGCGAAGGUUACCAGUAUCUGAACUUUGCAAUCGUUUUUUUCGUUAUAACGAAUCACUGCCAGCUACGGCCCGAGGUGUUUGAGCGUUGUCGGCCAAGUUCUGUUGCCGCCAACAAAGAAUCACCAGCUAUAAGAUCACCAGUGAUCGGACAAAAUCGGUCGUUUUUUUGCUUGGUUACCAGUACUUCAGUGGGCAUGGUCAAGAUCUGCCGCUAACAAAGACUCGCCAGCUUUGAUUAUCAGUAUCUGAACAGAGGUGGCUAAGUUCUCUUGCUUCUGAUGUAUCAUCGCUAGCUUUGGUUACCAGUAUUUGGACAGGGAUAGUCAAGUUCUUUUCCUGUCAACAAAGACGCACCUACUGUCAUCAAUGAUAUUUGAACAGGAAUGGUCGAGUUCUGUCGCCGUCAAAGUACAUCAUCAGAAAUGGUCAUCCGUAUCUGAACAGGAACGCAUUGCAUUGUUUUUUCUGUCAACGCAUCAUCGCUAACUUUGGUUGCCAUUACUUGAUCAGGAAUGGUCAAGUGUUGUCGUUACAAAUCAUCGCAAGCUUUCGUUUCAUACCUGUAUUUGAACAGGAGAGGUCAAGUUGGGUCUCGGUCAACAAAUGAAUGCCAGCUGAGGUCAACAUAAUAUACUUAAACAGGUGUGCCUAAGUGCUGUCUGUCGCUUUCAAGGAAUUAUUUCUAUUAUAACCCCCAGUAAUUUAAACAAAAAUUGUCAAGUCUUUUUCACCGAUCAUCAUUAGCCAUGGUCACCUAACAGACAUGGCAAAUUUCUGCCGCUCUCAACAAUGAAUCACAACUCAUGGUCAGCAGUAUCAAACACAAGUGGUCAAAAUCUGUCAACGAGGAAUCGCAAGCGACGAUCUUUAGCAUUUGAGUUGGAAUGGUCAGGUUCUGUCGCUUUCAAGAAAGCAUCUUCAGCUUUGGUUUCCUGUAUUCCAGAAGGAACGGCCAAUUUAUUCCACUGGCAAAGAAUCAUCGCAUGCUAUGUCUGCCAGCAUUUUGGAGAGGAAUGGUCAAAGUAACAAUGUGCAUCGCCAUAACUAUGAUCACCCACAUAUUGAACAGGAGUGGUUAGUGCUGUCGCUAUUACCGAUCAUCGCCAGCUAUGAUCACGAGUAUCUUAACAAACAGGAGUUGCCACGCUGUUUCGGAAACGGUCAGUUCUGCCGCUGCCAAAGAUUCAGCGCCAGCUAUGGUCACCAGCCGUAACCUUAUUUAUCAACAGAAGGUCGAAUAAAUAUGAAGAACAUUAUUGCACUAACUUGCCUAAAUUAAGUUGCGACAAACUACUGAUAAGGUGACAGUGCCUGAUUCUAUUUAGAAAUCAGAACUGUGUUGCUCUAGUCUAUAGAACAGUGUUGAUCUACCGAGGUAUGGUAUUGAGCAAAGAACAUAAUCAUUAAAUGAA
Messenger RNA from Strongylocentrotus purpuratus (purple sea urchin), 3752 nucleotides. RefSeq names its product relaxin receptor 2-like. The record is from RefSeq and is a predicted model, not a curated record. Gene Ontology annotation, biological process: G protein-coupled receptor signaling pathway. The coding region runs from base 1 to 2361 and encodes 786 amino acids. NCBI's taxonomy places the organism in Eukaryota, Metazoa, Echinodermata, Echinoidea, Camarodonta, Strongylocentrotidae. Gene Ontology annotation, cellular component: membrane. Gene Ontology annotation, molecular function: protein heterodimerization activity; G protein-coupled receptor activity; DNA binding. The transcript is spliced from 19 exons.